AUGGAACCCAAGCCUAAGUUACUUGCCACUGCCAGUUGCCGAGGUCAAGGAGUUCAGGCUGAGAGUAUGAUGUUAGACAGACUUAGUCAUCUUCCAGACGAAGUUACCCAUCACAUUCUUUCCUUCCUUGACCUAACAGACGUAAUUCGUGUUGGCUGUGUGUCCAAGAGAUGCAGAGAAUUUUAUCUCUCAACUCAGUCACUGAAGUUUGAUCUUGAGGAACUUUCGGAUAUGAACAUUUCCACCUGUAGUAAGCGGUUGGAGUUGAUGCGUUCUUUGGACAGGUUCCUGUUUCAUCGCAGGGAUAAUAAGAUAGAGAGCUGUCGUAUUAACUGGCUUCUCCAUAACUUCGAUAUUGAUAACUGCUUUUGUGAUGAGACUUUCCGGGUCAUGAUGUGGAUCUACAAUGCUGUAAGAUGCAAUGUUGAAGAGCUUCAUCUAAGCAUCUGUGAAUAUAAAGGGAAACCACUGUGGACUUUAAGUGUAAGAUUCUUAAAGCACCCCCUGCUCGCUUCUUUAUCGAAUCUCGAAAGCUUGAUCCUGGCACAUGUUAAUGUAGAAGAUGAGGGGUUUUUCAAAUGGAUAUCACGUUCCUGCAAAUCCCUAAAGCUGUUACAUCUUGAUAGCUGUGAUGGGAUGCAAAACAUGGCCAUUGAAAGCUCGUCUUUGGAAACAUUGAUUUUUGUGCAUCCCGGUUUGAGGAUUGGCUGCGAAAUUAACAUCUCAAUCUCAGGAGAGAAACUUGGUUACUUACAACU
This is a messenger RNA of Prunus avium (sweet cherry), 758 nucleotides long. The record is from RefSeq and is a predicted model, not a curated record. Lineage: Eukaryota; Viridiplantae; Streptophyta; Magnoliopsida; Rosales; Rosaceae.